CGUGAAACCGGCAGUAAGCCACUUGCGUUUUAUGAAACCAGAAACCACCAUUUUGUCACCACCGCCCGCAAUCCUAUAUAGCUCCUGCGAAUCACACUUUGGUUGAUGUCCGAACAAGACAGCUGAAGCAACAGAACCGGAGAAAAGCCAGAGGAGGAAGAAGAGAAGCGGAAAUUGAGGAAAAAUGGGGGAUAACAUGAACAUGUUUCAUUACAGUAGUGGGUCUUCUUCCGAUGAUAUGUCGCAUUUUGUCCGUCAGAUUUUGGUCCGUUCGUCUUCUAUGUCUGCGGCGACGGCUAUGGCCCACGGGGGCCCGCAGGCCCGAGGGAAUAACUCUUACUCUCCUGGUGGUGGUAUGAAGCAGGUGAUCAUGGGUGUUGAUGGGUGUGAGCGGGGGGGCUGGGGAUCGGGUGCUGGGUUGUUGGGGGAUGUGAGAGGGUCUUGUUCGGUUGGGGGUAGUGAGAAUGAUACUGAUGAGUAUGACUGUGAAAGCGAGGAACAUCUUGAAGCAGUGGUGGAUGAGGCACCGGCUAAGCCUGCUCCAUCACGUGGUUCAUCAAAGAGAAGCAGAGCUGCAGAGGUCCAUAAUUUGUCUGAAAAGAGGAGGAGGAGUCGGAUUAAUGAGAAAAUGAAAGCCUUGCAAAAUCUCAUUCCAAAUUCUAACAAGACGGAUAAAGCUUCUAUGCUUGAUGAAGCUAUUGAGUACCUUAAGCAGCUUCAGCUUCAAGUUCAGAUGUUAACAAUGAGAAAUGGAUUAAGCUUGCACCCCAUGUGCUUACCUGGAGCAUUACCACCCAUCCAACUUUCUCAGACAAGAGCUGCUUUUGCUGAGGAAGAUGAAUCUUUGCAUAUGAAUUCAUCAGGCACGCUUCCCAUGAACCAAGGAGCUGGAGGACAGACUAUUUUCAGUCUGCCGAACCAAUGCACUGUCUCAAACCAUCUACCAGUCCAUAAUAUUCCCAGUCUAAUUAAUCCAGAAACUUCAUAUGGAUUGGAAUCAUCAAUCCAGGCUCAGUUUGGGUCCUUUCAGCUUCUCACAUCAUCUGAGGGCAUCUGCAGGGAAGACGUUCUGCCGCAUCAAUUAAACAUGAAUCAUUCCAAGGCAAAUCCAUCAGCUUCACUCCCCUUCAGUGAAUCUGAUCUAAUUGGAAGUGACCAUUCAGAGGGUGUGCUCUUGAAGAAUAUCGAGCACAAUCUUAUACUCUCUUCUCACCUAACAAGAAUGGAAGCAGGAAGUUCACCCAACAAUGACAUCAAGGCAGAAAGACCAAACUUUUGAAUUUGCUGGAUUAAUGGUACGGUAUUAAGCUUUUUGAGUUAGUAAGCAUUGGAAGUGAAUGCCAUAUUUUAACCUGCCUAUUUAACCAUGAAGUGGCACUUGAGCAUUAACUUGUCAAUGCACUGGGGAAUGCUUGGGACUAAAAUGGAGGACUGAAGUAAACUAUUCUUGAUGUUCUUUUUCCACUUUUAUUAAUUUAGUACCUACUCAGUUCCAUAUGUAUGAGAUCUCUGCAUUUCCUCUCAUUUACAUGACAAAAUUUAUGUCCGUGGAUUGUGGGGCAUUGCUCAUCGUGUGUACGGCCGGAUAAUUUGCAAUAGCAACAAAUUGGAAUGGGGCUG
This is a messenger RNA of Rubroshorea leprosula, 1620 nucleotides long. The record is from the annotation of a GenBank genome assembly. Lineage: Eukaryota; Viridiplantae; Streptophyta; Magnoliopsida; Malvales; Dipterocarpaceae.